Molecule: messenger RNA, 1542 nt
Organism: Aspergillus tanneri
Lineage: Eukaryota; Fungi; Ascomycota; Eurotiomycetes; Eurotiales; Aspergillaceae
Product: sugar porter family MFS transporter
Exons: 1
Coding region: 1-1542 (513 amino acids)
Biological process (GO): carbohydrate transport; transmembrane transport
Cellular component (GO): membrane
Molecular function (GO): carbohydrate:proton symporter activity
Source: RefSeq, a predicted model, not a curated record
AUGUUCGUCGGAAAAUCUCUCCGUCUGGCGCAAGCCUUCCUCAUCGUCGCCCCGGCGUUCAUCCUCUUCGGCUACAACCAGGCCGGCCUGGGUCCCCUGGCCAACCUGCAGAGCUGGGUGCAUCAAUUCCCUCAGAUCGACACCAUCAACACCCAUGGCGCUGAGAAAUCCACCAAUUCCACCCGGAAAGGGGCCGUCGUCGCCUCUUUCCAGAUCGGCGCCCUCAUCGGUGCCCUCAGCUGCACAUUUCUCGGGGACCGUCUGGGCCGUCGCAAGACCAUCUUCCUAGGAGGAAUCCUCUGCAUCAUCGGCCAGGUGCUGCAGGCCGCCUCCUAUGACCUGGCACAGUUCGUCGUCGGGCGCGUCAUCCUAGGUAUCGCCAUCGGCCAGUGGAGCGUCGCCGUCCCCGUCUGGCAGUCCGAAUGCACCUCAGCCAAACACCGCGGCCAGCACGUCGUUGUCGACGGCAUCUGCAUCUGUCUAGGUUACGUGCUCUGCAACUGGAUCGACUUCGGCUUUACCAAGGUUUCUGGCAACCUGCAAUGGCGCAUCCCUCUUGCCGUCUCCGUCGCCUUCAACCUCGUCGUCCUGGCCGCCGUCUUCCUGCUGCCCGAAUCCCCCCGCUGGCUUGUCCGGGUCGGCCGCAUCGACGAAGCCACGACCAGUCUAGCCGCCUACAAGGGUCUCUCCCCAGACGACGAGGCCGUGAGCAUCGAAGUGGCCGGCAUCGAGAACUCUCUCGAAUCCUCCGCCGCGGGCUCAUCCUCCCUGAAGGAGAUGUUCUCGGGAAACGACGAGGAACGUCUCCUCUACCGCUUCUGUCUCUGCAUCGCCCUGCAGUUCUUCCAGCAGAUGUGCGGCGGCAACCUCAUCUCCGUGUACGUCUCUACCAUCUUCGAAGAAAACCUCGACACGAGCAAGGACCUAGCCAAGAUCCUAGCCGCCUGCGCCAUGACCUGGAAAUUCCUCUGCUGUUUCAUCUCCUUCUUCGUCAUCGACCGUCUCGGCCGUCGCUUCGUCUUCAUGGUCUCCGGCGCCGGAAUGUCCAUCUGCAUGGUCGUCCUCGCCAUCACCAACUCCUUCGGUAAAAGUAACCACCCUGCUUCCAUCGUCUCCGCCGUCUUCAUCUUCCUCUUCAACUCCUUCUACCCGAUCGGAUUCCUCGGCGGGAACUUCCUCUACUGCACUGAGGUCGCGCCCAUGCGGCUCCGCGUCGCCAUGUCCGCUAUCUCCACGGCGAACCACUGGCUCUGGAACUUCGUCGUUGUCAUGAUCACCCCCGUGGCGUUGGAGACUAUCGGCUAUCAGUACUAUAUCGUCUACGCGGUGAUCUCGGCCUGUAUCCCUGUGUCAGUAUAUUUCUUCUACCCAGAAACCAUGAAUCGGAAUCUCGAGGCGCUGAACCAUGUCUUUCGCGAUGCGACUACCCCGUGGCAUAUUGUCUCCAUGGCGAGACAUCUACCGCAGGGAGAAGCCGCCGAGGUGGAUCUGUAUAUGCGUGCGAAUGAAAAGAGGGCGAUUGAAGAGAAGGAACAUGCAUGA